Manihot esculenta (cassava) is the source of this 1887-nucleotide messenger RNA. RefSeq lists its product as uncharacterized. The record is from RefSeq and is a predicted model, not a curated record. The transcript has 2 exons. The coding region runs from base 1 to 1887 and encodes 628 amino acids. Gene Ontology annotation, molecular function: zinc ion binding. Lineage: Eukaryota; Viridiplantae; Streptophyta; Magnoliopsida; Malpighiales; Euphorbiaceae.
AUGUGUUUUAAUAGUGGAUAUGAAAAUCCUAUUAGACCAUUGAUAUUUCCACCUCCGUAUUCUGAAAUCAACUGUGAUGUAAUGAGAGUUGAUCCUUAUGCAAAAGAUCCAUCGAAUCUGUUCUGGGAUAAGUCGAAAGAAUUUUCUAUAGGAAUGAUAUUCAGAUCUCGAGAGGCUGUCAUCGCUGCUACUAAAGAGUAUCAUAUGCUGCGACAUUACCAAUUUUGUUAUGAUGAAACUAAGAGUAGGACUUAUUCGAUCAAGUGUAAGGACAAAUUAUCUGGUUAUCAGUGGCACCUUCGUGCAUCCCGUAAAGAAAAUGCUAAUGUUUGGAAGAUAAUAAGAUAUAACGGUCCGCAUACAUGUAGAAACGCAGGUGUUAGUAAAGAUCAUGGUCACCUUGAUUCUAGAUUUAUUUGUGCAUUUAUCUUACCCAUGAUCAAACAACAGCCAGAUAUGAAAGUUGCCACUCUUCAGGCUGAGAUCAAAGAUAAGGUUGGAUAUGAACCGUCCUAUAAAAAAACAUGGAUGGGAAAACAAUUUGCAAUUGAAAAGAUUUUUGGUGGAUGGGAGGAAUCAUAUGGGAGAUUGCGUAAGUUCAUGCAUGCUAUUGUGAAUUACAAUCCCGAUACAGUUAUCGCAAUUGAAGAUGAUCUACACUGGAUUGAAGGUCGUUUGGAUGGGAACGUUAGAGUGUUUGAUAGAAUGUUUUGGGCAUUUCAACAAUCAAUUGAAGGAUUCAAGUUUUGUAGGCCAGUCAUCUUUGUUGAUGGAACUUUUUUAUAUGGGAAAUAUAGUGGUUGUAUUCUUUGUGCAACUGGGCUUGAUGGAAAUAAUAUGAUUUUUCCAUUAGCAUUUGCAUUAGUUGAAAAAGAGGAUAGUGACAACUGGGGAUGGUUCAUGGAUUGUCUUCGAUUAUAUGUUACCGACAGAGAAGAAUUAUGUGUUAUAUCCGACAGACACAUUGGGAUUAAAAAGGCAAUGCAAAAGGAUUGGUGGCAGCCCCCAUCAGCUAACCAUCGAUAUUGCAUUCGGCAUAUAUUAAGCAAUUAUAAUACAAAAUUUAAGAAUACCGAUAUGAAGGAAGCUUUGCGCACAGCAGCUAAUCAAAAUCAGAAGCGAAAAUUUUAUGAUGCCAUGAAUAAGAUACGGAAAGUUAGUCCUGAAACAUUUGAGUGGGCCCUUAAAAUACCUUUAGAAACAUGGACAUGGUCACAUGAUGGAGGAAAAAGGUAUGGAUCCAUGACAACAAAUACAAUUGAAUCUGUCAAUGGGAUGUUGAAGGGGUUUCGCGCAUUGCCUGUCACAGCUAUGGUUGAAAAAAUAUUCUACCAAUGUGCUAAAUACUUUGACAUACGUCGUACGGCGUAUUUGAAUCAAAUGCAAAUGGGGCACACUUUUACGCAUGCAUGUGCAGAAGUAAUUAGAAACAACAAGAUGAAAGUAGCAAGACAUCGAGUGACACGAUUUAGUAACGAAACUUUAGUUUUUGAAGUUCGUACCAGUGGCACCGGGAAUAAGCAAGUUGUUAAACUAAUAGAAGGUACAUGCACUUGUGGCAAGUUUCAAGAGAUGCGAAUCCCAUGUUCACACGCCAUAGCAGCUUGUUUGUCGAAAUCCAUGGAUUAUUAUCAAUAUGUUGAUACAUACUAUACAUUGGAACGUACUUUAAAAUGUUAUGGCAGUAUGUUCAAUCCAUUGGGUCAUUCUGAUUACUGGCCAGAACCAGACGGUAAACCUCUAAUUCCUGAUAUGCAAAGAAUUAGAAAAAAGGGUCGACCAAGAAGUAGCAGAAUUCAAAACGAGAUGGACUGGAGGGCAUCAAAGGUUUCUUCAACUUCUAAAAACCAUUAUACUGUAUGUGGAAAGUCUGGUCAUAAUAAAUAA